Funneliformis geosporum is the source of this 597-nucleotide messenger RNA. The record is from the annotation of a GenBank genome assembly. NCBI's taxonomy places the organism in Eukaryota, Fungi, Glomeromycota, Glomeromycetes, Glomerales, Glomeraceae.
CCAUAGUUGAACCCCUCACUGAAUUAGAUUUAGUAACCGCAGUGGCUAAACUAAUCGCUAAACUAAAAGGGGGAACCGAUUUAGAUAGCCGCUUAGAAUUUUUAAUUGCUUACCGGGAUGCUCCGGCUAACUCCCUUAAAAAGCAAGCCUACACCGCCGUAAAUAAUUACCAGACCCAAGUAGAGCAAUUAAUUAAGCGUUUACAAACUCAAAAAAAUAAACGCAAAAGUUCACUCCAAGAAUUAGUUUCGGCUAAAAGCGAAGCCGAACUAAAUCAGGCUUACCAACUAAUUCAGCAAGACCCUCAACUCACUAGCCCUUCCCCUACUCCCUCUGCUUCCCAAUUAGCCCAAUUACUUCGCACCAUAGUGGGAAGUGAUAGUCCUAAAAAUGAUUUAGUUAAUUUAAGCACUAAAAUCAAACUCUAUUCCACUGCUUCUGACCCCGAAAAAUCUACUCUUUACCAACAAUACGGUGCAGUGAUUGACCAACUAGACCAAGAAAUCCAAGCUGAACUAACUCGCCGCCAAGAAGCGGAAGAGGAACAAAGAGAUACCCCCACUUCCCCUUCCACCCCUCCCCCUUCUUCCGGAAUGG